Messenger RNA from Rosa chinensis, 1561 nucleotides. RefSeq lists its product as uncharacterized. The record is from RefSeq and is a predicted model, not a curated record. Gene Ontology annotation, cellular component: endomembrane system. The transcript has 6 exons. Bases 371 to 1006 code for a protein of 211 amino acids. Gene Ontology annotation, biological process: vacuolar proton-transporting V-type ATPase complex assembly. NCBI's taxonomy places the organism in Eukaryota, Viridiplantae, Streptophyta, Magnoliopsida, Rosales, Rosaceae.
GUUCCCUCAAACUCUCACUCUCUCUGUCUCUCGAAACACAAACGGCGCUCGGGCCGCUCCCUCAUCAUACAUCGAUCAAUCCAGUCAUCCGGUCCUCGUCCAGUCGUCCAGUCGUCCUCGUCGUCGUCCAGUCGUCCAGUCGUCCAGUCGUCCUGUCGUCCAGUCGUCCUCGUCCAGUCGUCCUCGUCGCUCCUGUUGCUCAUCCAGUCGUCCUCGGCUCGAUUGUAAUAGAAGAUCGAAACCCAGACGACCUCCGUCGAAACCCAGACGUCCUCCGGUCUCCGCCUAGGUCACCGUUAAACUCACUCCAACCUUUGAUCGAUUUCUCUCUCGAACCAUUUUUCCCAGAGGCCCCCAAAAAGGCGCGAAAAUGAGCAGAGACUCUCCGGCACCGGCAACUGGACCCGGACCCGGACUGGUGAUAUCGACGACGCCACCCAUCCUCUCCUUCCUCGUCUCCGCCUCCACCGACCCACACCUCUCCAAGGACCUCCAGCAAACCGCCUCCAAGCUCUCCUCCAAAUCCAAUGUCCCCUACCGGGCCAUCCGCGCCCUCUGGGUCGCUUCCCGGGCCUCCACCCGGCCCCAAUUGGUCAAGCUCUUCUCCGGUUCCGGGUUCGUCUUCACCAGCCCCAAGCCCAGAGAGAAGAGUGAGGAGCUGAAGGCGAGGCUGAAGGAGCUGGCGGAGAUGUCAGAGAGGAAUGCAUAUGCAGAGCUUGUGAAGGAUAUAACGCCCCGGAAAGAUAGCGCCCCGGAGCCGUUCUCGUCUUACAAGGAUCAAUUGGGCUUUGGUUUACAUGUUGUGGUGACCAUGUUUACCGGCUAUUUGGUUGGAUAUGCUGCAUUCAGAGCAUUGUUUAGCCACAGUCCUGUGAUGAAUGCUGCUGGAGGCAUUCUUGGAUUGGUCAUUGGCAUGCUCGUCGAAACGCUUAUUUUCAUAAUUCAAGCUUCCCGCUACGAUCUUAAAUCAUCCUCUUCCACAUCCAAGCUAAAGAAGGAUCAGUAGAUUUGGUAUUUGAAGUGAACAGGACUUGUGAAACCUCUUUCUCAUAUUGUUGAAGAAACUUCAAAUUGAAGAUGAUACUACAGUGAACAGGACUUGUGAAACCUCUUUCUCAUAUUGUUGAAUCCAGGUACUCUGUUGUGCAUAAAGAACUCAACCUUCCCAGUUUUGGAUAUAUUCUUGUACUUCUGAAUGUAGAUCUUGGAGUUGAUUGCCAGUUGCUAGACUUCAUGGGCGUCCAUUAGGAUUAAUUGAGUUUCAUUACAUUGAGGUUAAAAGCAGAAGGGAAUCGCCUGGAAUGUGGGAGUGAAUGUAUAUUUGGUGCGUGUUUUUGUUCAAGCAGAAAAUAACUUUGUAGCUUUCUUUCUUUAUUGGCCUGAAAUCCUUAUAGUCUGAAUAAAAAUAAAGAUUCAUAUUUAGUUUCAUAAUACUCAAUUGAGGUUUGUAUCCGAUUGUAAGACAUGAAUGCAAUUACUAAAAUAGAAAUAUCAAGUGAAUAUGGCCUAUUUGGCUAUGUAUGUAUAGUGUUGGAUUCUAUUUAGAUGUGGAUCAAGAAAA